This is a messenger RNA of Manis javanica (Malayan pangolin), 1125 nucleotides long. Lineage: Eukaryota; Metazoa; Chordata; Mammalia; Pholidota; Manidae. The record is from RefSeq and is a predicted model, not a curated record.
UGACCUACUUCAUAAGAUAGUUGUGAGGCAGUACAUGUAAAGUGUUCAUGCGUCUACACUGUCCAUAGUAAGCGUUCAAGAAGUGCCACCAAAAUAAGUACUGAAAUUUACAUUUCAGGGGACUUAAUUCACACUUAGAGCUUCAGAUACAAGGUUGUAUCUGAUGGCCUAAGAAGCAGACAGGGUAAAAAUAAUCAACUUUUUAACAGGCCUGGGCGGAGCGAUGAUGCUCGGAGCUCCGCGCCAGGGGCGGGGCGCCAGGACGCCGGGGGUGGGCGGGGCGAGGGACACACCCUCCGCCGCCCGUGGGUCCCCCGGGGGCGGGGCCCGCGUUCCCAGGGCAAGCCACACAGCCGCGCGGGAAGCCACCCCCGCGUCACGGGCAGCUGCGGGGUCGACCGCAGGAGGUGCGCGUGCACCGGGGCCUCUGCCUCCGCGGGCACGCUGCUCAGGCCAACCGGACCGGCGAGCUCCCCGCGGUGGCAGAACCCCUCCCGGUCCUGGGGCGCGCCAGACACAGCCCCGGGGUGCGCGGGCCCCGCCAGGAUGCCGGCUAUCCCGGCUGCCGGGCCCCGGUUGCCAGCGCCUCCGCCCGUCCAAGGAGCCACAGGUGGCAGGUCGCCGGCCUCACAACACCGCCUCUCCGGGCGCUCCGGGCCCACGCGGCCGGCGCCCCCUGGCGGCCUCCAGCAGUCAGCUUCCCCCACGGGCUGUCCCCGCGGCUGCUGCCACCGAAGCCGCAGGUGCGGAGCUCAUGGGCUGGGGCGGCGGCCGCGCGCGCCCUCCCCCGCAGCGGGGACGUCAGGCCUCUCUUAGACUCAAUCAAUGCUCUGGAAGAGGCGUCCCAGUGCCUCACCCUUCUCUAGCCCAGCCUCAUCCCGCUCAACAGACACCAGGGAGUCCAGAAAAGAAAAUGAGAGAAGAGGACGGUCCUCAGGGAUCUGGCUCUUCUGCUCCGCCAGUAAACAAGGAGUCCCAGGGAGAACAGGACACAACCACAUGUAGGGAGCAGAACUCCUGGGAUUCUCCAGCGACACCCAGCAGCUCCCAGCCAUGCAGACGCAAGUUUCACCUGGUGCCCUCCAGGCGAGGGAUCCUGCUGAUCUUGGUAUGAUCUGUCCACCC